UCGUUUAAAGUUGAAAUUUAAAACGAGAUCGAAGAAGGGGUUUCCUCCGCCAGACCACCACCGCCACUGUCACUGCCACCGUGAAUUGAAUUGAAGGCUUCUCACUGUCACCGUCGCAAUCUCAACGCCUUUAACGAACGAAUUUUAUUCCUUCUUUGUUUUCUAAUUGCACCCCUCAACUCAACUCAACUAUAGCACAAACACACUGGUUGGUGGCAUUUGAUUUUGUUAGAAUUUAGAAGAUGAAGCGCAAACGUGGUCAUAAGAAAGGAAGACCAAAGGGUAACACCAACCCUGUAAGUGUAACCCUUACAAAUGAACAAGAAGAAGAAGAAGAAGAAGAAGAAGAAACCUCUGCUUUUGAUGUUGGUAGUAAAGAAGAUAACAACUCUGGAAUGGAAGUUGACACACCUUCUUCCACCGGUACCGAUCAACAUUCCAAUCUUGCCAACAUAAAUCCUGAUGGUUCCAUCCGUAAGCCCGUUGGACGCGUUAAGGUGAAGCUCAAGACAUCAAAAAUGUUGGACUCUCAACCCAACUCAUCUGAUGCACCUUCACAGAGUGAUACUGAUAAGAGUAGCCAGCAGCAACAUGGACUGGAGAGACAUGGUGUGAACGCUGACAGAAUUGAAGAUAGUGUCACUUCAUUCCCUGAUUUGAAAUAUGGUGCUUCUUAUAAGAAAGCUGGUAGCAUAAAAAUUAAGUCUUCAAAGGUUUUGGGAUUAAAUGCUGACCAGACAAGCAAGCCUUUGCCGAUUUCCUCUGAAAUUAUUCACCCGAAAGAAAGGAAAAUGCCUCCGCUUAAUCCCAGAUAUAAUAAGCACGAAUUGGAUACCUCCUUAAUGAUUAUAAGGAAGGUAAUGAAAAUGGAUGCUGCUGAACCCUUCAAUGUUCCUGUUAAUCCAGAAGCUCUAGGAAUUCCUGACUAUUUCGAUAUCAUUGAUACACCAAUGGAUUUUGGAACUAUAUGCAGCAACCUUGAAAAGAAUGACAAGUAUAUGAAUUCGGAGGAUGUCUAUAACGAUGUACGGUACAUUUGGGAGAACUGUUAUAAGUAUAACAAUAAGGGUGACUAUAUCGUGGAUCUUAUGAAGCGCGUAAAGAAGAACUUUAUGAAGUACUGGGCCGCUGCUGGGUUAUACAGUGAACAACCAAAAGGGAGCACAGGCACUGAGAGGACUACAGAAGAUAUUGCACUUUCUGGUGAUGGAAAAGCAGGAAAGGGUGGUCAGUUGAAGCAUAAGAAAAAAAAGCAUGGAAGACACCAUAAACAUGAUUGUUUAUGUGCAAUUUGUGUGCUAAAGCGCCGUAGGAAGGAAAGGGAGGAGAAUGACCGAAUUGCAAAAGGAAAUUUUGGGUCUGGUAGCGAUAAUCAUGGUAGAGACUUCAAGCAAGAGGAAUCCAUGCUUGUAGAGAGCCCCGGUGGGGAAGAUUCAUUGUCAAACACAGAUGAAUUGCUGGGAACUGAUGGAGAUGUUGAUGAUGAUAAAGGAGAGGUGACGAAGAUGGAGACUAGUGAGAAGAACUGUAGCCCUUCUGAUGGGAGGCAUGAAGUAAAUGAAGUUGAUGAUGAUGGGAUGGAGGAAGAGAACCAUGGCCCAGAGGAUGUGGAAGAGGACGAGGAGGAAGAUGGAGAGGGGGAGAAUGAGGAAGAGAUUGAAAUGAACAGGGUGAAGAGACGCAUGGAUGAAACUUUAAGGCAUGGUGGAACCUUGGCAGAGGAAUCGGAAGUUGGAGACACAGCCGCUCUUCAUGAUGAAUAUAAAAAUACUCAACAAGAAGGACAAGCUGCAGUGGUCCAGCAACAGAAGAAGCACAAGGAACCCCAAGAUAAACAUCAAAAAGCUAAGCUACUUGAGAGCUUAUGCUCUGAAAACCCCAUGCUUUCAAGUUUGUGUGGAACUCUCUUCCCCAAAAAUAGUCAGUCUGUGUGGAGUGGUCCGCACUCACUGAUACACCAAAGAAAAUCUGCCCGCACUAGUUCAAUUCACGCGGCUAUUGGGUCGUUAAUGGAGUAGCUGUCUCAUUUUAAAGUGUUAACUACUCCAAAUGAGACUAUAUUUUUUAUGUUGUAGUUUUUUCUUGGCAGAUGAUAGCAUGGCAGUUGAAUCGUUGAUGGCCUUCACUUCUGAAUGUACGAUAGUCACAACAAUAGAGCAAUGGUAGAUUCGUGCUGUGUUUUUUAUACUUUAAAUUCGUUUUAUUUUUUUGGGCGUAGAUAUGGUACACAUGCUGACGUGAGUUUAAUGACUAGGCUUUGUGCAUUUAUAAAAAAAAAAUUGUUUAUGCA
Medicago truncatula (barrel medic) is the source of this 2290-nucleotide messenger RNA. Its product is annotated as bromodomain-containing protein C631.02. The transcript has 8 exons. The record is from RefSeq and is a predicted model, not a curated record. The coding region runs from base 243 to 2018 and encodes 591 amino acids. Gene Ontology annotation, molecular function: protein binding. Lineage: Eukaryota; Viridiplantae; Streptophyta; Magnoliopsida; Fabales; Fabaceae.